UGCUAUUUUUGGCUUGUUUCACCAAGUGCAGUGUAAAAGGCACACAUCGGAUACGGGUCACUUUUAAAAGAAAUGCAAGCACGUAGUCCAAAAAAAAAAAAAAUCGGAUAGAGUCACAAAAUCGGAAUUGGUCAUCAAGACCUGCAGUGUAAAUGCAGCCUAAAUGAAUGUAUAAGCACUGGUGCAGUACAUGGCCUCUUUAUUUCUUUAAAAAAAAAAUUAAAAUGGAGAAAAGAAAAUUCCCAACCACAAUCAACAAAAUCGAAACAUCAACUAAAUACAAGCCCAAAAGAACAAACAAAACACAAAAAUGGCAACAAUAAGAGGAUCAAAUUGACUCAAGUCUUAGGUUAGAAAUAACCAUCUCAGCUAUUUCUAAUGCAACCCGAGAACUAACAUCCACUCAAAAAAACAAAACAAGCAAACAAUGUUCACAUAAAAUCAAAUCAAAUGAAAAUAAGAAAACAAAACACUUAUUACAUAAACAUUCAGUACUGGGAAAACAGUGGUCUAAUACAUGUUCAGCUCCCAAGUCUCCACAAUGUUUCCUAAUUAGACUGAACACAACGUAUCACGUUAAGCGUGCUGCCAAAUUUGUUACCGAGUAUUAUCGGCCGCAUGAAAGGGGAAAAGGCCACGAUAAGAGACGUACGGCUCCAAAUCAACCACCACGAUGCCAGGUUUGUUGCCGGUUAUUAUUAGCCACAUGAAAGGGGGGAAAAAAAGCGACGAUAAGAGACGUACAGCUCCAAAUCAACCACCACGAUGCCAGGUUUUUUGCCGGUUAUUAUUAGCCACAUGAAAGGGGGGGAAAAAAAGCGACGAUAAGAGACGUACAGCUCCAAAUCAACGACCGCGAUGCAAGUGGUGAAAUCUGUGGGAUUCACACACCUGUGGGCAUUCAGCCACGAGAAAACACCUGUUCUGUGAACUUCUGCGGGCAUAUAUAUAUAUGGAUGACAGAAGUGUUCAGAGUGCAGAAAGUCCAGACAGACUGCAAACAUGCUGAGGAUCCUGUUGUUGAGCGUGCUGGUCACCCUAGCGCUGGCUGAGCCCAGAUAUCUGGAGGAGGUCCCUGAGGAGAGGGUCGUUGGUGGAGAGGUGGCAAGACCCAACUCUUGGCCUUGGCAGAUCUCUCUCCAGUACCUGUCUGGCGGCAGCUACUAUCAUACCUGUGGUGGGACUCUGAUCAGAAAUAAUUGGGUGAUGACCGCCGCCCACUGCGUUGACACCUCGAGAACUUGGCGUGUUGUCCUGGGCGAACACAACUUAAACAGCAACGAGGGUCGUGAGCAGUACAUGAGCGUCAGCACCGUCCACAUCCACCCCAACUGGAACCGCAACAAUGUGGCUUCUGGAUAUGAUAUUGCCCUUCUGCGCCUGUCCUCCAGCGCCUCUCUGAACUCAUAUGUGCAGCUGGCCAGCCUGCCACCCUCUGGACAGGUUCUGCCCCACAACAACCCCUGUUACAUCACCGGCUGGGGCCUCACAUCGACUGGUGGGUCAAUCUCGGCUCAGCUGAAACAGGCCUAUCUGCCCGUGGUCGACUACAGUACCUGCUCUCGUAGCGACUGGUGGGGAAGCACCGUGAAGAACACCAUGGUUUGCGCUGGUGGCGGAAGUGACUCUGGAUGUAAUGGUGACUCUGGCGGCCCUCUGAACUGCCAGGUCAGUGGUAAGUAUGUUGUCCAUGGAGUGGCCAGCUUUGUGUCUGGGUUGGGUUGUAACGCCACCAAGAAGCCAACAGUCUUCACCCGUGUGUCUGCCUACAUCAGCUGGAUUAAUGGCAUCAUUUGAUAAGCAGGAAAAACUGAGAUGAUGAAAGGAAAACAUCCUCCAUUUAGCAAGUUUUAACAUCUGCAAUGGACAAAAAUACUUACAAUAAACUUUACAUCUAAUCUGGGG
Molecule: messenger RNA, 1905 nt
Organism: Onychostoma macrolepis
Lineage: Eukaryota; Metazoa; Chordata; Actinopteri; Cypriniformes; Cyprinidae
Product: elastase-1-like
Exons: 9
Coding region: 1003-1797 (264 amino acids)
Biological process (GO): proteolysis
Molecular function (GO): serine-type endopeptidase activity
Source: RefSeq, a predicted model, not a curated record